UAGAGACAGCGGAGUCACUUUCUUUGUGUGAGAAAGUUUGUGUUGUGAUCCGUCAGAGCCUCUGUGUGUCCGGAUAAACCUGUCUGAAUGGACUUUGUGCUGUUCACCUUUUCUUUCUGGAUGUUUUACCUCUGACUCAUCUCCCGGUAGACUACAAACACAUUCAAGUUAGCUUAGCAUGCUAGCUGGUUAGCACCACAGCGCUAGUCAGAGUGACUGUUUGAUGGAGAGCAAACUGUGUUUCUGACGGAGUUUGUGUGGAGAAAAAGUUGGUGUCACUGUGUGAAAAAUGUCUAAAGUCCAAACGGUGAGAGCGCUGGUGGAGCAGCGACUGACUGCGGCUGCUGAAGAGAUAUUUGGGCUGUUUGAAAGAACGAUAGCAGAGUACGAGGAGCAACUUUGUCGUUCAAAAGAGAAGAACGAGCGACAACAGAAACUACUGGACGCUGUUUUCAACCCUCAGAUUCAGCUACACAGAGCAGACGUCCAGCAGCUGUUGGUGGUGAAGGAAGAGUUUCCCUCUGAGCAGCAGGAGAGGAGCUGCAGUCUGGACCAGGACCAGGAGGACCCAGAGCCCCCACACAUUAAAGUGGAACAGGAGGAACCUUGGACCAGUCAGCAGGGAGAGCAGCUUCAGGGGCUGGAGGAGGCUGAUAUCACCACUUUCACAUUCACUCCUGUCCCUGUGAAGAGUGAUGAAGAUGAAGAGAAACCUCAGUCCUCACAGCUUCAUCAAACAGACUCUUCUGAACCUGAGACUGAUGACAGUGGUGAUUGGAAGGAGACCAGAGAACCUCAGUCAGGUUUGAACUGUUUGAAAAAAGAUGAUGGUCCUGUCAGAGAUUCCAGAUUUAGUGCUGGUGAGAAACAAUUUAGCUGCUCUGAGUGUGGGAAAAGAUUUGGCUACAAGUACGAUCUGAAGAGACACAUGAGGCUCCACACAGGAGAGAAACCUUUCAGCUGCUCAGUUUACGCCCAGCAGCUGUUGGUGGUUAAAGAGGAGUUUCCCUCCGAGCAACAGGAGAGGAGCUCAACUCUUGACCAGGAGGACCCAGAGCCCCCACACAUUAAAGAAGAACAGGAGAGUGACACCACUCACCUCCCAAAGAUCCACAGAGGGAAGCGUGACGCAGAGGAAGAGUUCAUAGAAGGAGGAAGUCUGAGCCAAGACACGGCGGUCCAAACGGUUCUACAGCCAGAGCCCCUAUACAUUAAGGAGGAACAGGAGGAACCUCGGACCAGUCAAGCCCUGUAUUUUGAAGAAGGAUUUGAGGGUCAGUGA
Messenger RNA from Centropristis striata (black sea bass), 1282 nucleotides. RefSeq names its product zinc finger protein 619-like. Gene Ontology annotation, biological process: regulation of immune system process; negative regulation of transcription by RNA polymerase II; regulation of cytokine production. The coding region runs from base 290 to 1282 and encodes 330 amino acids. Lineage: Eukaryota; Metazoa; Chordata; Actinopteri; Perciformes; Serranidae. The transcript has 4 exons. The record is from RefSeq and is a predicted model, not a curated record.